Fusarium poae is the source of this 441-nucleotide messenger RNA. RefSeq lists its product as uncharacterized. Lineage: Eukaryota; Fungi; Ascomycota; Sordariomycetes; Hypocreales; Nectriaceae. The record is from RefSeq and is a predicted model, not a curated record. The coding region runs from base 1 to 441 and encodes 146 amino acids. The transcript has a single exon.
AUGGAUGCAUACGCUGAUGCAAGCAAACGCCAGCUCAUUCAAGAAUGGAGGUUCAGCAAAGAUGGUGUCCCUACCUUUACCAUCUCACCCCAUCCGCAGGUUAUGGCUGAACGGGAAUUCCCUCCAGACUUUCUCUGGAUCGAGGCAGUGCCUACAAGGGAAGAGGUCAAAGCUGUAGACAAGACACAAAGUCGCGAACUCUGGUGGCACCAUGUACGACAACAGGCAAUCGACGACCAUAAAUUCUGGUACUGGGUGCAGAAGCUCAUGGGUUGUAAUGUCUGCCUCGUUGAGGCCACAUCCAAGAAAGGGGCAGGAUGGAUCCGAUUCAACCCUGAACCGCAGCAGAACAACGAGGGACGGAACUUGAUGCUCAAUAUUGGGUCUGAAGUUCGUCGACCAGUAGCCCGAGGGGUAUCUGGGCUACGUAACGAAGUGUAG